This is a messenger RNA of Fukomys damarensis (Damara mole-rat), 612 nucleotides long. RefSeq names its product 60S ribosomal protein L10a-like. Lineage: Eukaryota; Metazoa; Chordata; Mammalia; Rodentia; Bathyergidae. The record is from RefSeq and is a predicted model, not a curated record.
AUGGAGAUCGUGGAGCUGCAGAUCAGCCUGAAGAACAACUAACCUCAGAAGGAGAAGUGCUUCUUGGGCACUGUCAGGCUCAAGUCCACACCUGCUUCCAAGUUCUCCGUGUGCGUCCUGGGGGACCAGAAGCACUGCGACGAGGCCAAGGCUGUGGACAUGCCCCACAUGGACAUCGAGGCGCUGAAGAAACUCAACAAGAAUAAGAAGCUGGUCAAGAAGCUGGCCAAGAAGUUCGAUGCCUUUCUGGCCUUGGAGUCUCUGAUCAAGCAGAUGCCACGAAUCCUGGGCCCUGGCCGCAAUAAGGCUGGCAAGUUCUCUUCCCUGCUGACCCACAACGAAAACAUGGCGGCCAAGGUGGACGAGGUGAAGUCCACCACCAUCAAGUUCCAGAUGAAGAAGGCGCUGUGUCUGGCUGUGGGGGCUGUCGGCCAUGUGAAGAUGAAAGGCGACGAGCUGGUGUACAACAUCCACCUGGCAGAAUAUCCGGGCCCUUGUACAUCAAUAGCACCCUGGGCAAGCCCCAGAGCCUGUAGUAGGGCACCCCCAAUAAAUGUCGGUGCCACCACAAAAAAUACUGUUUUUCAAGCAGUUUCGUGGCUUUUCUUAUGA